Messenger RNA from Phyllostomus discolor (pale spear-nosed bat), 1423 nucleotides. RefSeq names its product mitogen-activated protein kinase kinase 3 (gene MAP2K3). Gene Ontology annotation, biological process: protein phosphorylation; MAPK cascade. The record is from RefSeq and is a predicted model, not a curated record. Lineage: Eukaryota; Metazoa; Chordata; Mammalia; Chiroptera; Phyllostomidae. Bases 184 to 1227 code for a protein of 347 amino acids. Gene Ontology annotation, molecular function: ATP binding; MAP kinase kinase activity. The transcript is spliced from 12 exons.
GCACAGUUCGGUUUCAGCGCCUCCAGUUGCUUACACGUCCUAGCUGCUGUCGCCUUCAGCUCCGGAUGCCUCUGCUCGUCGGCACCCGGGCCGCCUGACUGCAGCAAUGAGCGUGCUCUGCCCGGAUCGAGCCUGCUGCCCUCUAGAUUAGUCCCUGCCGCAGCCCUCGGACCCGCCCGCGCUAUGGAAUCCCCCGCCUCCAGCCAACCUGCUGGCAUACCCCAGUCCAAAGGAAAAUCCAAGAGGAAGAAGGACUUACAUAUAUCCUGUGUGUCCAAGCCGCCCAUGCCCAACCCCACCCCCCCCAGGAACCUUGACUCCCGGGCUUUCAUCACCAUUGGAGACAGGAACUUUGAGGUAGAGGCUGAUGACCUGGUGACGAUCUCAGAGCUAGGGCGCGGAGCCUAUGGCGUGGUGGAGAAAGUACGGCACACCCAGAGCGGCACCAUCAUGGCUGUUAAGCGGAUCCGGGCCACCGUGAACUCCCAGGAGCAGAAGCGUCUGCUUAUGGACUUGGAUGUGAACAUGCGCACGGUUGACUGCUUCUACACUGUCACCUUCUAUGGGGCCCUCUUCAGAGAGGGAGAUGUGUGGAUCUGCAUGGAACUCAUGGACACAUCCCUGGACAAGUUCUACCGUAAAGUGCUUGAUAAAAACAUGAUGAUUCCAGAGGACAUUCUGGGGAAGAUUGCUGUGUCUAUCGUGAGGGCGCUGGAGCACCUGCAUAGCAAGCUGUCCGUGAUUCACAGAGAUGUAAAGCCAUCUAAUGUCCUCAUCAACAAGGAGGGGCACGUGAAGAUGUGUGACUUUGGGAUCAGCGGCUACUUGGUAGAUUCUGUGGCCAAGACACUGGAUGCCGGCUGCAAGCCCUACAUGGCUCCGGAGAGAAUCAACCCAGAACUGAACCAGAAGGGCUACAACGUUAAGUCUGACGUCUGGAGCCUCGGCAUCACCAUGAUCGAGAUGGCUAUCCUACGGUUUCCUUAUGGGUCCUGGGGGACCCCAUUCCAGCAGCUGAAGCAGGUGGUGGAGGAGCCGUCUCCCCAGCUCCCAGCUGACCGUUUCUCUCCUGAGUUUGUGGACUUCACUGCACAAUGCCUGAGGAAGAACCCUGCCGAACGCAUGAGCUACCUGGAGUUGAUGGAACAUCCUUUCUUCACUUUGCACAAAACCAAGAAGACAGACAUCGCUGCUUUUGUGAAGGAGAUCCUAGGAGAGGACUCAUAGGGGGCAAAGCCCUCCAGCAGCCCAACGCCCCUCUGCUGGGGCAGUGCUUGCCCACGCCCAUAAGCCGUUGCUACCCUGGCCUUGGGCAUUCUGGGAGGCGUCAUGGGAGCUGGUCCCAAGUCCCAAAGAACCAGACUGUCAGGGCUUCCUGCCAGGCCUAGAUGGGCCCCACCAGUGCCUCUGUCCCGUACCAGUG